Rubroshorea leprosula is the source of this 691-nucleotide messenger RNA. The record is from the annotation of a GenBank genome assembly. NCBI's taxonomy places the organism in Eukaryota, Viridiplantae, Streptophyta, Magnoliopsida, Malvales, Dipterocarpaceae.
GAAAAUUUAGAGCACCGAGGCUGGUCCUCAGUUUGUUCACACUAAUCUGUUUUGUGCUUUUGUGCAAACUUUCCCCAUUAUCAAGCAGACAGUGAGAGAGUCAACAUUACAGAAAGGUCUACUUUGUGGCCUUGAUCCAACAACCACCUUAGAAAUAUCCUGGAUUCAUUUCUCUAUGGAUUAACUUCUUCAGCUGCUGUUUUUCCUACAUCUGAUUGGAAGCAUCAGUUUUGCAGCUUUCUCGUAUUAAGUGUGGUGAAUUUAGUCGUUUAUGUCCUGAUUGCUAAGUGGUACACGUAUAAAACGCCAGUGGGGACUCUCCGCUAGCUGACUGCAUAUUAAGUUCCACCUUUGCUUGCAGAAGCAACUAUAAAUAAUAACUUUCGAAUCCCUCUCAUAACUUUCAUGGUUCCAUUUGCUUUUAAGGAGUACCAUUAUCAUCUCCUUCAUUAUGGCCAUCUCCAUUACUUCUUCUGGCUGUUGACAGUAUUAAGUGUGGUGAAUUUAGUCGUUUAUGUCCUAAUUGCUAAGUGGUACACGUAUAAAACACUAGUGGGUGGAGUUAGUCUUUGAUUGCCACAAUUAUUUCGAGCUUAAAAAGGUGAAGCUUGAUGCACUAAAAUCACUCUAGUAAGUGUACUAGUUGUAGUCGUUCCAAGUAAUAUAAUGAUAAGAAAAGUGUUAAAUUUAU